This is a messenger RNA of Lytechinus pictus (painted urchin), 11622 nucleotides long. RefSeq names its product mucin-4-like. Gene Ontology annotation, biological process: cell-matrix adhesion. Gene Ontology annotation, molecular function: calcium ion binding. The transcript has 49 exons. Lineage: Eukaryota; Metazoa; Echinodermata; Echinoidea; Temnopleuroida; Toxopneustidae. The coding region runs from base 149 to 7990 and encodes 2613 amino acids. The record is from RefSeq and is a predicted model, not a curated record.
GAUCCGUGUCAGAUCUUUUGAGCCGUUCACUGGGGUAACGACGCACAGCCUAAAUUUCUAAGUUGGAAAACUAUAUUGGUAAUACUUUAACAAAGUAUCGGAUCGGAGACUGCUUCUGGUUGAGACAUUUUAGAAGGGCGCCCUCACUAUGGGGUCCGUGAAUCUCUUUGCGGCAUUCGCUGUGAUGGUGUUUCUUGUUCAUAAUGCACAAACAGUAUCAGCGACGUGUUCUAUGGACAGCGAUUGCUUGAAUGGAGGGACCUGUGACGCUAUGCUAUCAACCUGCAACUGCACAUCAGACUUCACAGGCUUAAACUGCGAAAAUGAAAACUGUGACAUAGAUGCAAUUCCUUUCUCAAAUCAAACAACGGCUGAUUCUUUGGACCAUGAUACAAGUAUCGUUAUAGCCUGUAACAUUGGCUACUCUACCGGUAUUGACGUUCUAACAGAGCUUAUGUGUGAUAACGGGACCCUUUCUGCACCUCCUCCUGUCUGUUAUGAAAACUGUGACAUACUAGAAAUUCCUUUCUCAAAUCACACAACGAAUGAUACGUUGGAGCAUGAUGCAAGUAUCGCUGUAGCUUGUAACAUGGGGUACUCUACCGGUAUAGGCACUGUAACAGAGCUCACGUGCGAUAAUGGGACUCUCACCGAAGCUCCUACCUGCUAUGAAAACUGUGACAUACUAGACAUUCCUUUCUCAAAUCACACAAUAAAUGAUAUGUUGGACCAUGAUGCAAGCAUCACUGUAGCCUGUAACAUGGGCUACUCUACCGGUAUGGGCAUUCUAACAGAGCUCAUGUGUAAUGAUGGGAUCCUUUCUUCACCUCCUCCUGUCUGUUAUGAAAACUGUGAUGUAGAUGGAAUUCUUUUCUCAAAUCACACAAUGAAUGAUGAGUUGGACCAUGAUGCAAGUAUCGUUGUAGCUUGUGACACUGGCUUCUCCACCGGCAUGGGCAUGCUUACAGAGCUCAUGUGUGAUAACGGAACACUUUCUGCAUCUCUUCCAAUCUGUUAUGAAAACUGUGACAUAGAUGGAAUUCCUUUGUCAAAUCACACAAUGAAUGAUGAGUUGGACCAUGAUGCAAGUAUCGUUAUAGCUUGUGACACUGGCUUCUCCACCGGCAUGGGCAUACUAACAGAGCUCAUGUGUGAUAACGGGACACUUUCUGCAUCUCUUCCAAUCUGUUAUGAAAACUGUGACAUAGAUGGAAUUCCUUUCUCAAAUCACACAAUGAAUGAUGAGUUGGACCAUGAUGCAAGUAUCACUGUACUUUGUGACACUGGCUUCUCCACCGGCAUGGGCACACUAACAGAGCUCAUGUGUGAUAACGGGACACUUUCUGCAUCUCUUCCAAUCUGUUAUGAAAACUGUGACAUAGAUGGAAUUCCUUUCUCAAAUCAAACAAUAGAUGAUACGAUAUUGGAGCAUGAUGCAAGUAUCGUUGUAGCUUGUGACACUGGCUACUCCACCGGCACGGACACUUUAACAACAGAGCUCAUGUGUGAUAACGGGACACUUUCUGCAUCUCUUCCAAUCUGUUAUGAAAAUUGUGAUCUUGAAGCGGUACCGAAUUCAAAUCAGACAAUGAAUGUUACCGUCGACCACGAUGCUACUGUCAUCGUAGAAUGUGACUCUGGCUACACUUCUGAGUCGGGCAUUGCUACAGAACUCACUUGCAAUAAUGGGAACUUCUCUGCUUCACCUCCUACAUGUUCCGAAAAUUGUGAUCUUGACGCGGUACCUAAUUCAAAUCAGACAACGAAUGUUACCGUCGAACACGAUGCCACAGUCGUUGUAGCAUGUGACUCGGGCUACACUUCUGAGUCGGACAUUACUACUACAGAACUUACUUGUGAUAAUGGGAACUUCUCCCCUUCACCUCCUACAUGUUCCGCUAUAUGUACUGUGGACAGCGAUUGCUUAAAUGGAGGAACAUGUAACGCCAUGGAUUCAACUUGCAACUGUACAUCCGACUUCACAGGCUUAAACUGUGAGACUGAAAAUUGUGUUCUUGAAGCGGUACCUAAUACAAAUCAGACAACGAAUGUUAUUGUCGAACACGAUGCCACAGUCACUGUAGCCUGUGACUCGGGCUACACUUCUGAGUCGGGCAUUACUACAGAACUUACUUGUGAUAAUGGGACCUUCUCCUCUUCACCUCCUACAUGUUCCGCUAUCUGUACUGUGGACAGCGAUUGCUUGAAUGGAGGGACCUGUGACAUGCUAUCAACCUGUAACUGUACAUCAGACUUCACAGGCUUAAACUGCGAAAAUGAAAAUUGUGAUAUUGAAGCGGUACCCAAUUCAAAUCAGACAAUGAAUGUUACCGUCGAACACGAUGCCACAGUCGUUGUAGCUUGUGACUCGGGCUACACUUCUGAGUCGGGCAUUACUACAGAACUCACUUGUGAUAAUGGGACCUUCUCCUCUUCACCUCCUACAUGUUCCGCUGAGGAGCAACAGAACGCAACUGCAACAACAAUGGAAGAGGAAACAACCGCAACCACUUCAGACGCCGUGCAACAAAACACGACCACAACAGAUACCGUUCAACAAAACACAACUUCAACAACGCCAAUGCAAGAGAACACAACUGCAACUUCAACGCCACAAGAUACAGCUUCAACAACACCAAUGCAAGAAAACGCAACUCCAACUUCAACGCCACAAAAUACAACUUCAACAACACCAAUGCAAGAUAACACAACUCCAACUUCAACGCAACAGAAUACAACUUCAUUAACACCAAUGCAAGAUAACACAACUCCAACUUCAACGCCACAGAAUACAACUUCAACUGCACCAAUGCAAGAUAACACAACUGUAACUUCAACGCCACAGAAUACAGCUUCAACAACACCAAUGCAAGAUAACACAGCUGCAACUUCAACGCCACAGAAUACAACUUCAACAACACCAAUUCAAGAAAACACAACUGCAACUUCAACGCCACAAAGCACCACAGACCAACAAAACACAACUACACAAAACACAACUACGACAGCUGAUACCACAACAGGUUCGCCCACGACAGACGUUUCGCAGGAGACCACUUCUGAGGGGGGUACAACGUCAGAGGCAGCGACAACAGGAGACACCGUUCCAGAAACAACAAGUGUUAUGACCACGACGACACCUGCCGCAACAACUGUUACAACCACCACGACACCUGCCACAACAACUGAACUGUCAACCACUGCAACUCCGGACCUCGAUGAGUGUUUAACCGGGAUACAUGGCUGCGACACCAACGCACUGUGUAUAAACACGGUGGGAAGUUACAGAUGUGAAUGUCGAAAUGGGUUUGAAGGCGACGGAUUCUCCUGUUACGAACGCAUCUACAUCGCCUAUGAUCCUGGUUUCGAUGAUAUGCGAUACUAUGGAAGAGGAUUGCUUGCUUGGUAUACGAUCCGACUUGAAACAGGUUUCCCUGUCGGGCGUUCUACGCUGUAUUCCUACAUUACGUUUACAUCAACAGGAAUGAUCCACUUUUCAAACUACUAUCCUCGUUCCUAUCAUCUAACAAAGUACAUCCACCCAUCUCCGUUUACAUUCUGGGAUCAGUUCUACUUUGACCCCGCCAUUGCGGUCUUCGGUGCAUCGGUCGAUCUCUACCGCGGUAACCCAAGCAUCUACCAUCAGGUAUACGACAUUAACAGGUCUUAUGGAAACUCUGAGUCCCAGCUCUCAGCGCUUAAACAAAGAAUUUAUGAGGCCUUGUCACUCCCAUCAGGAAUCAAUUCUCAACAGUUCAUUGAAGGGAUCAACUUCUUUUUGAAGAUUACCUGGAAUAGGGUCCAACCUCCAGGAUCUAUUUCAGGAGAGGAGACGAAUACCUAUCAAGCCGUUCUCUUCACUGACGGCAGGAGAAGUGGUAUCUUGAAUAUGUAUCAGGAAGGCAGUUUCCGGUGGGACCCAUUCUCCAAGCCGGUACCGGCUAGAAUCGGAUGGAACAUCAAGAGUAAUAGAUAUAAUAGAUACCAAGGCUAUCGCCAAACUGAACGGAUCGAAAGCUACCGCCCCGAUAUAAGAAUUGGCAACACCCGUCUACAGGGUAGAGACAUUUACCGUCUUGACGACAACCCUGACUGGUAUAUAAACGCACGCCGAUACUGUCAAGACUGGUAUGAUAAUGAUCGGUCUUAUUGGUCAUGGUCGUGGCUUGCAGAGCCAUGCCCCUGCACCCUGUGGCAGGCCCGGAUAGAUCGAAGGUUCACCCGCUGCAACUACCCGUACUACGGUUAUGGCCCCGAUUACGAUUACAGAUUUGGUUACAAUACCGGACCUCCCCUCUACUAUUAUGAUCGAUGGGGGACUACCUGUUACCAACCUCGAUGGCCCCGCUUUGGAGGAGGAUUUAGAUGUACCUAUUAUUCAUAUUUUUGGUGGUCCUCGUCUUUGAUCCGAGGUUAUAGAAGUCUGUGGAGAUCCAGCCACUACCAAGCCGUCAUGCCGUCGAACGCAAGAUUCUUCACGUUUUACUAUUAUUCCCUGAACUACUAUUACGCUUGGAUCGAACGUGAUGUCCUUCCCCGCUUUUACUGCUGCGGACAAGCCGGAGGAAGAUACUGCAACCUUUAUGAGAGACGUCGUCCUAGGGCUCACUGCUGGGGAUACAGACCUCCGAGAUUUGGAUGGUUCUGGGGCGAUCCCCACAUCAAUACCAUCGAUGGUAAGAAGUACACCUUUAAUGGUCUUGGUGAGUACACGUUGAUGUCUUACAGCCAUGGAGAUGGGUUUAAUUUACAAUCAAGAACUGGCAAGGCUUUUAACGGCACCGAACCUGUGGAACAUGGAACAGUAUUCACAGGGUUCGCUGCAACACAAGGUAUCACCACGGUUGAAUUUCAGCUGAAUGACAACAGGACUGAAAUGAAUACUCUUGUCAAUGGUUCCUCCAUUAACAUGACGGCCUUUUUGGAAGAUGGAUACGAUUCCCUGGAUGAGACGUUUAUCUUAUCCUCGGAUACCUCGGAUAAUGAGACCGAACCCGCAAAUGAGACCAAAGUCACAGCUCUCUUUCAAGCAGACGGUUAUCCGAGUACAUCCUUCACCGUGACCUUCAAGAAUGGUAUCCUAGAUAUAGGCGUUAUGGUGCCACCUGAGUAUGCUGAGAAUGGAACCGGAAGGGGUCUUCUUGGAAAUGUAAAUGGGAACAAAUCAGACGAUUUUCUGCUCAAGAAUGGAACGAUAUUGACGGAUCCGCCUGGAAGGAAUUUGACAGACAGUGAGAUAUUCCAAUUUGGACAGACAUGGCAAAUUAGUGAAGAGGAAUCGCUCUUUGAGUAUGGCGACAGCGAUUGGAGUUCCUACAAUCCCAGCAACUACACACCAAUCUUCCUCGACGAGCUGCUCGAUCUCGAUCCCGUCCGAACCGCCGCGGCCCGGGCAGCUUGCCAGGAGAACGAAGCUUGCCUCUUCGACUACCUCGCUGUAAACCCUGAAAUGGGUGAACAGACAAUGAGCACGGGAGACCAACUCGACAACGACCUCCUAAGCCUUGAUAACUACCCUCCAAACAUUACCGAUGUGACAGAGAUUACCGGCACCAACGCUUUACAAGACGAUGAUGUUCUCUUUGUGGAAGUGGGCAUGAAUGUUACCUUGAAGAUCAGUGCAGAGGACCCUAACGAAGGAGACGAAGUAACUUUUAGUUUCAAUAGUACAAUACUGGAUGGCGCCACUAUCAGCUCAGAUGGUAUUUUCACAUGGAUACCCCCUGACCUGAACGCGACCUCCAUUGAGAUCAUCGCGGCGGAUAACCGGAACGCACAGACGUCUAUAGCGUACAAGGUUCUCAUCUGUGAAUGCCAGAACAGUGGUGUGUGCGACUUCGAAGACCAAGCCGAGGGCCAGGACCUCAAUGCCAAUGGUUUCGCGGUGGUCACAUGCAACUGCACUGAUGGGUGGUCAGGUGACCAUUGUGACGUAGACUUCAAUGCAUGUGAGGGCAGCGGACCCUGUUAUCCGGGGGUUAUCUGCGAGGACUUGACUCCAUCUGAUGAUGAAGAAUACAAUUGCGGACCAUGCCCGUCCCACUUGUCAGGCAACGGAAGCAACUGCUUUGACUUUAAUGAGUGCGGCGAUAAUAAUACAAAUGAAUGUGACCAAAUUUGUACAAACACUCUGGGAUCGUACACCUGUUCUUGCAACGCUGGAUUUGUUCUAAGCCUUGAUCAGAAAUCGUGUAACGAAAUAAGUGAUUGCGACGAAGCUCUGAUGAAUUCUACUGGCUCUGUAAACUGCACCUGUGAUCCUGGCUUCGAACUUGAAAAUGGAACUUGUUUAGAUUUCGAUGAAUGUGGGGCGAAUGUCGACGAGUGUCCAUCGGGCAUAUCCACGUGCAACAAUCUCCCUGGAGAUUAUAACUGCACCUGCCUUCCAGGAUAUGAAAACUCAUCACCGAAAGAGUGUCAAGAUAUUGACGAAUGUUCCACAAUGUCGCAUGACUGCAACGCAACAAACCAUUUUGUCUGUAUGAAUACCCAGGGUAGCUUUGCAUGUGUCUGCACGGAGAAUAAAUUCGAUAUCGGUGGGACUUGCGAAGAUGCGUUGACGUUAUCUCUCGGCGUUGGUUUUACUUUCAUCAGCAAUUUUGGAAUCGAAUCAUACCCGGAAGUAAUUGAAUCAGAGCAGACCCAGAAUGAUCUGGCCCAAGAUGUAUUGGAAUACCUCAACGCAUCAUCAAGUCUCAGUGAUGACUCACUGCUGGCUGUGUCUGUCCAGAACUAUAGUUUACACGGAAGUUAUGCCCUGGUCUUCUUCCGGGUUGAUCUAAGAGAUGACACUUCCUUGAAUAGUUCCGGUCUGGAGGGGAUUUUCAUGGAACUACUUCCGGAUUCACGACGUAUUGAACCAUCUCAUAUUGUCAGACCAGAAGAUAUCAACGAAUGUGAAUUGUCCGAAGAUGCCUGUCGUAAUGGGGAGUGUACGGAUACUGAUGGGGGCUUCUAUUGUAACUGUAACGAAGGCUUCGAGCUUGGAUUGGGAAACGACUCUUGCCUAGAAAUCGAUGAAUGCGCAUCUGAUCCUUGUCAAAACGGAGCGACCUGCACGGAUGAGAUCAAUAGCUAUAACUGUAUCUGUGCUCCCGGUUACAAUGGAACCAACUGCGAUACAGAAGACGGCUCAACUACCACAGAAUCUUUAGUAAAUCUACUAACAACGACAAUGGGAGCGGAAACUACAACACGUGUUAUCCCUGGUGAAAUAUUCCGGAGCAUUGUAAGAAUGGAACUGACAGUAAGCAGUGUGAACGAUGUUGCUAUAGAGUUCACAGCCGAGCUAGAAGAUAACACAUCUCCUGCUUUUAGUGAUAUGGAAGGAGUAUUUUGUGGAGAGACUACGAACUUUUUGACGUCAAACUUGAGUUCGGCUGAAAACGUAACAUGUGUUGCAGUAUCUUUCCGGAGCGGUAGCGUCAUCGGCGAUCUAGAGAUCACUCUCCUGGCGACAUCACAGGCAUUGGCUGAUAGUCUAAGCGAUUCGGUCGCGAGGCUGGAUCUUGAAAACGCAAACUUGGGAUCCCUUUUUGUCGUAUCUAUCAGUGUUGAUAAUAUCGAUAACUGUCAGAGCGAUACUUGCAGAAAUGGAGGAACAUGUACGGACGGAUUCAACUCUUUCUCCUGCGCAUGCGCAACAGAUUACAGCGGGAAUGACUGCUCGACAUACACUGGUAGUGGAGGCCUUUCAACGGGUGCUAUAGUAGGCAUCGCUCUUGGGUCUGUGGCUGGAGUCCUUUUGAUAGUGGUUCUGAUUGUUUGUGUAGUCAUGGCGAAGAAGAAGAAGAGUGGCAAGGAACAUAAGGCUUUGGUGACUGGAAGUAGAAAUCGGGUGAGCCCAAUGUUGAGACAAUCUGAGGAAUGGCAAACAGAAGAUCAAGCUAUGCUGGCCAUGGAAGACAGACGAUACCAAGGAAAAGGGGGAUCAUCGGAACAUGCUGGAGUGAAUAACUCCGCGAUUGAAGUUGAAGAAACCAAGCAGUAGAGCACAAUCUCAAAAUGGAUCCCGAUACACCAAACUGCCAUGAGGAGGCCUUCUAGGUCGGAGCUUCCUUUACUUUUCUAUGUUUAUUGAAACAUGUGAUUCCGUCCAUCAAAUUCAAAUUUGCAUUCAUAUGCUAAGGACAGCAUUUUCUAUGUUUAUUGAAACAUGUGAUUCCGUCCAUCAAAUUCAAAUUUGCAUUCAUAUACUGAGGACAGCAUUUUUUUAUUAUUCCAUCCAAUGUAUAAAUGGAGCUUCUCCGUGAAAAUAUGAAAUGAAUUAUUAUUAAAAAUUUUAAGUAUUAUAGCACUUUUGUAUUGGUAUAUAGGCCCAAUAAUGUGACUAAUGCAAUGAACAUUUUUUUUAUGUUACACACGGAAUAGGACGGAAUAAAAUAUUGUCUGGAGUAAUUUUUUCAAAAUAAUUUAAGUUGAAAUAACAUGAUAUUGUUUCAUCAUUAUUUAGAUUUCGUAAAGUUAGUAGAUAUUUCAAUUAAGUUUAUCUGAAACAAUAUAUAGUUGUUUCAUCAGUGUUUUAUAUCGUAUCAGUCUAUCUUUUGGGAUAGUUUUUUGUUUUGAAUUAGUAUAUCUUUAAAGGUAGUUUUUCUUUUUACCUGCAAAAAUAUGUUGUUGUUUCAUCGUUGUUUUUUAAGCUACAGGUAUAUUCUGUACUAGGUUCUUUUGGGGUUUUUUUUAUGUGAAAACAAUGUUCGUGAAAAAAACUUUUAAAAUGUGGUUUUAUUUUUUUCAAUCAGAGACAGUCAUAGUUUAAGGAUAUUUAAGAUAUCUGCUAAGUGAAUCAAUUCAAAAUCUAAAAAGGGACGAGAUUUGCUGCUGGAAACUAAAGAAGAUUUGCAGGUGACAACUUGUGGCUGAAAAAAGAUUAUUUUCUUUUUUAUUAAUCAGAUUUAGUUGUAAGAAAUGAGUUUAUGCAGUUGUGCUCAUCAGUUAGUGAACCCCACCACAAAAUGCACUAAUUCAUGCUUACUGUUAAAUGUAGAUAGCAACACUACAGUGCUUAAAUUCAACAGUGUAAAUAUAUGUUCACACUGUGGACACCUCGACAGUGUGACUGUUCGCAGCGUGUUCACACGGUUGACAAUGUGAAUAUGUCAUUCACACAGUUCAUAUACUCAAGUUAAACAGUGUGAAUGUGAUUUUACAUUGUGUCCCACACUGUGAACACACUGUGGCACACACUGUAGGACACUGUGUUCUAUCCAGUAGGGAUAUGCUCAAUUAGCUUAUAUUUCAUAUUGACCUUAAAUUCAACAAAAGUAGAUUUGCGGCCUUAUGUCAUGUUUAUCAUCUAUUUCUUGCAAGUGUUUAUUCCUGUAUUCCCGAAUUCAUAUUGAGGAGCAAAGUUGUAAUACAUCGUUCCUACUGGCCAAUCCAGGGGGUUGGGGAGCCGGCCCGUGCCACCCCCCCCCCCCUCCUUCGAGAGACACAAUUAAAAUUUGUAAUGUAAAAAUGCCGUUGGAACAGAAGUGUGCCCCCCCCCCCUUUUGAAAGUGAAGGCUCCUUUUUUGGCAUGUCAAUUUUUUUCUCGGAAAAAUGUUCCCCCCCCCCCCCCUUGGAAACUCCUGGAUCCGCCCCUACUCUUUCCCAUUGUCGUACGAUCCUUUACGAGAGCAACAAUUGGCCUUUCGUAACCGAUCGCGAAAACGUUUGAACCAUUCAAUAUUUUUCUACGAUCAAUACGAUUGCCACGACUAAUCUGAUACGAUCAGAUAAGAUCAAUACGAUUACUCAACGAUUUAGUACGACGUUUGGAUCGUGGCGCAAAUCAUGACAGUGGGAACUAGGUAUUAGCUCCAUAACGUAGCUGUACAUUAUUUUGUUUUGAUUUGUUUUUUGUUCCUUUUUUUUUGUUUUCAAAGUUUUGCUGUGAGCUAUGAAUCUUGUAAACUAAAUAUGCAGCGCAGUUGAAACGGAAAGUUCGCUGGCUGAAUAGGUAGAAAUAUAUUAAAAGAAUAGGCAAGACAUGGAAUAUUAGACCUCCUAGAUGAGAGCGGUUUUUGUUUAUUAAUGUUUAUUUUGUAUUUCGAUUAUUUUUGGCGUGUUAAAACAAUACAUAUUGAUGGAAUAAGAUGAUUUAAGUCCGCCAAAACUAUGUUUACAACAAUGAUUGAUUCCAAGACUUGUGUGCAUGCUGUCUUCUCCUUCACAUUUAGGAAAGUUAAAGAGAGAGGGGAUUAUUCUUGUGACAUGAAUAGAAAAGUCAAGUGUUUGUAGAGUUGAUUAUUUAUUGAAAGAAUUAAAAUUCCUUUGAUUUUGCCAUUUAGUUAUUCAUUCAAGGAAAUAUCAAGAAUAAUUUUGCAAUAUCUUUAAAUAUCUUUUUUGUAAAGUUGGCCUGGGUCUAUAUGUAAAAUUGAUUAUUUAAAUUGGAUAUUGUUGCAAUAUCUUUAAAUAUCUUUUUUGUAAAGUUGGCCUGGGUCUAUAUGUAAAAUUGAUUAUUUAAAUUGGAUAUUGUUGCAAAAUCAUAAUUUGAUAUUUGAUUGUUACUUGGUUGAUAUACGGAUAUUUUGUUGUUUAUUGCAGGAACGGCGGAACGGGGGAGGGCAGGGUGCACUUGUCCCUCCCCCCCCCCCCCCCCAAUAAAAACAAUCCACGUAGGAAAAAUAAAUCCUCUUUCAAAAUGGAAAAUGCCCUUUUAUCAAUAUGAAAUGUACCUUUUUUGUCAAAAUAAAAUACGCUUCUUGAAGUAAAACACAUACAUUCUAGGUGGGAUGAUCACAUGCCCUUUUAACAGUAGGCCUAAUUAGCGCCAUAAUUGACCAAAAAGGGAGUUUUACAACGAUAAAUUUGAUUUUUUUUUCAAAACCGCUUGCUCGCUGCCCUCUCUCUCACAGAAAAAAAAGCUUAAAUAUAUAUUUCUUAUCAAACAGAAGUCACUUCAAGAAGGCUUUGUCCAACUUAACUACUGCAGUGUACACAAAUACGCAGAUGAUUAUCAUGGUGAAAAUAUCCUUUUGCACCGAAAUGUCCGUUUUGACAUACAGUGCCCUUUUUUGGCUUUGCCCCCCCCCCCCCCCCCCACCAAAAAUACGUUCCGCCGCCCCAGGUUUAUUGUGUGAUUAAAAUUCUUCUGUAAAUUAUUUUUCAAUUUUCAACUGUUAGCUUUACAUGUAUAUAUUAAUAAUUUUUGGCUGAAAUUCUCGUUCUUUUUGUUAAACGCUUAACGUCAUUCCUUGUGAUAAUCGCUAUAUAUAUAUAAUAUCACUGUUGAUGAUUAUUAUUAAGUUAUUUUAAGUCAAUGACGUGGUGUAUGGUUUUAUUUUUUUACUAAGAUCACAAUCUUCAAAAUAUAUUUUAAUUUAAAUAAAAAAAACAUGUUUGUAUACAGUUUUAUUUCUUCUAAUACAGACAAAAUGAUUAAACGUAAAGGACAGAUAUGUGCACAGACUUAAUUUUUACCAGAGCAAUUAUCAAAAGAUAUCUAAAUUCAAAGUAAGACAUGUUUAUUUUUUUUACUCAUAGAGCACUUAUCAAAAUAGUUAUUAAAUAUAAAGUCAAUGAUGUGAAUGUGUACAGUAGAGACAGCAAUAAUUAAAAAAUAAAAAAUUCCAAUUGAAUGACGUGGCUAUGCACAUUUUACUCAGAGUACAAUUUUAAUAACAAUAAACGAAACAUUCU